CCCCCUACUUUGCACUAACCAUUUCUCUCUCCAACCAAGCUAGCUGAGCGCAACACUCGGUAAUUCCCACGCCAUCCUCCAUUUCUCUAACUCUGCAACUUCGCUUAAUUGGCAACACACCAUGAUUUCCAUUGCAUCUACCACCACCAACAAUUCUGUUGCUGUUGAGACGGGGGAUAUCUCCCCUACUAUCAUCUCCGACGUCAUUUCUACCUCACCGCAGAAGCAGCAGCCAACCACCGCUCUUGACGAUCAUCAUGUUUUCAAAUCAAAGCUUCCGGACCUUCCCAACAUCUCCAAUCACCUCCCUCUCCACACCUACUGCUUUGAAAACGUCUCCGACUUCUCAGACCGACCCUGUCUCAUCGUCGGUUCCACCGGGAAAACCUACUCCUUCUCUGAAACUCACCUCAUUUCCCAAAAGACCGGAGCCGGCCUCUCAAAGCUUGGCAUCGCCAAAGGCGAUGUCGUCAUGAUCCUUCUCCACAACUGUGCCGAGUUCGUUUUCGCAUUCAUGGGAGCUUCCAUGAUCGGUGCAGUCACUACCACCGCCAACCCCUUCUACACCGCCUCCGAAAUCUUCAAGCAGUUCAAGGCUUCCAAUACCAAGCUCAUCAUCACUCAGUCCUCUUACGUAGACAAGCUCCGGCACUCCGGUGCUGACUCUGACAAAUACCCCAAACUCGGCCAAGACUUUCAAGUAGUCACCAUCGACGACCCUCCGGAGAACUGCUUACAUUUCUCAGUCCUCUCCGACGCCAACGUAAACGAGCUUCCGGAGGUUUGUAUUGAUCCAGAGGACCCUGUGGCGUUACCUUUCUCUUCAGGGACUACAGGGCUUCCCAAAGGAGUGAUUCUAACUCACAAGAGUCUCAUCACAAGUGUGGCUCAGCAAGUGGACGGAGAGAAUCCAAACCUGUACUUGAAGGACGACGAUGUCGUUCUGUGCGUGCUGCCAUUGUUCCAUAUCUACUCGUUGAACAGUGUUCUCUUGUGUUCUCUCAGAGCAGGGGCGACUGUUUUGGUAUUGCAUAAGUUUGAGAUAGGGACGCUUUUGGAGCUCAUACAGCGGUACAGGGUGUCUGUGGCGGCAGUGGUGCCACCGCUAGUGAUAGCGCUGGCGAAGAAUCCGAUGGUGGCAGACUAUGAUCUCAGCUCCAUUAGAGUGGUCUUGUCCGGUGCAGCGCCGCUGGGAAAAGAACUAGAGGAGGCGUUGAGGAGCCGUGUACCUCAGGCAGUCUUAGGCCAGGGUUAUGGGAUGACAGAGGCAGGACCGGUGCUAUCCAUGUGCCUGGCUUUCGCAAAGCAUCCUUUUCCAACGAAGUCAGGGUCCUGCGGUACCGUGGUUCGGAAUGCAGAGCUCAAAGUCAUCGAACCCGAAACCGGUCGCUCCCUCGGCUACAACCAGCCCGGCGAGAUUUGCAUCCGUGGCUCUCAGAUUAUGAAAGGAUAUCUGAACGACGAUGAGGCGACGGCAACCACUGUUGAUGUCGAGGGAUGGCUUCAUACCGGUGACGUUGGUUAUGUGGACGAUGACGAUGAGGUUUUCAUCGUUGACAGAGUUAAGGAGCUCAUCAAAUUCAAAGGCUUCCAAGUGCCACCAGCUGAACUAGAAUCCCUACUCGUAAGCCACCAAUCCAUUGCAGAUGCAGCUGUUGUUCCGCAAAAAGAUGAUGUUGCUGGGGAAGUUCCGGUUGCAUUCGUGGUUCGAUCUAAUGGUAACGAGCUCACUGAAGAAGUCGUAAAAGAAUUUAUAGCAAAGCAGGUGGUGUUUUACAAGAGACUGCACAAGGUGUACUUCGUGCAUGCAAUUCCCAAAUCACCGUCUGGAAAAAUCUUAAGAAAAGACCUCAGAGCCAAGCUAGCUACUCAAAACGUCUAGCUAUAGCUACCAGCUGCCUCUCGUACUCCAAAUACUCCACGUUUUAUUUACUUCGAUUCUUGUUACAGUUUUUUAAAAUUUGUUGUGAGAUGGCAUGGCUCAAUUGCCUUGCACCAACGUACCUACUAAAUAUAGAAUAUAAGUGGAUCGAUCAUGAUCGAAUUGUAUCAUAAUUUUGAUCGAUGUUGUGAGUUGUAGUCUUUAUUUUGUUUUCCAAACAGCGUGAACUCCGGCAUCCACCUUGUAAUUGUUUGAAUAAGAUUUGCAAUACCAUACGUACUCAAUGA
Argentina anserina (silverweed cinquefoil) is the source of this 2169-nucleotide messenger RNA. Its product is annotated as 4-coumarate--CoA ligase 2. The transcript has 5 exons. The record is from RefSeq and is a predicted model, not a curated record. Gene Ontology annotation, molecular function: 4-coumarate-CoA ligase activity. Lineage: Eukaryota; Viridiplantae; Streptophyta; Magnoliopsida; Rosales; Rosaceae. Bases 122 to 1882 code for a protein of 586 amino acids.